UCGAACCUCGUGCUGGAAAGUCAACCAAGUUGGCGGUGUGAUUAAUUGCCGCAGUCUGUUAGUGUUAGCAGCUAGAUCCUAUUUAAGUGUAAGAUCUGUAACUGUGCACAAGUUAAUCUAGCGUCACUUUGUCGAAUWUAUAACGGAUUCUCGGAGAUCCACUGCACAAGCACUCAGCUUCAACUUUAAAUACAGAAUUCUUCCCUUGACGCGCACAUCGCAAAAUCUACAGCAAUGCGUCGCCUAAUUGCUGCAGUGUUUCUAAGUCUGGUCACCGUGAGCUUAUUGUAUACAGCGCAAGCCGAAUUAUCACGAGAUGACAUACGCGGAACCAUGCAGUCACUAGUUUAUUCCUAUAAUCAAUUAGACAAUAAAUUGGAGCGUCACGAGCAUCGCGAAAGAGCGCUUGGCGAGUUAAUUAAACGAGCUCUGCAGACGCUACAAAAAGGACAAAAGAGUCUUGAACCACUAAACGGUAUAUUCGCACGUUUAGAUGAGCGCGUCAGUCAAAUUGAAACGCUCUUGAUAACGCAAGAGGAAAAAUACAACGUGCAGACCGAGAAACUCGGCGAGGCGCUCGAACACAUAUUCAAAUGGAUGCGUGAGAAUGACGAGUGCUACAAGCGACCACCGGUGCCCGCAAUGAUGCCAGCACCAGCGCCAAUUGUCCAGGCUCCAGCCGUAUCACCCGAAUUCAUAAAGGAACAGGAGAAAAUCAAUCAAMAGAURCUCGAGCAAAUCGCGAAAUUGUCUACGAAUGUGGAAAAACUAUUGGACACCUCAAARGAUAUGAUGGAACAGACCGAAGUGGCAUUCAAGAGUGUGCCGUCCACAGCAGAAAUGUUAACUAAAAUUGAAGAYAAAUUGGUUAGUUAUAGUGUCGUAACGCCAGCACCCGUGCCCGAGCCGGUGGACAACUCGGAGUUCGAGAACAAAGURUUUGUGAAAUUCGAUGAACUGGCGACAGGUAUAGAAGAGUUGCGUGCGCAACCUAAGCCACAAGACGGUCUCACAAAUGCAGACAAAGAGUUUAUACAUGGAUUGGCGAACGAAACACUCAGCGCUCUGGAGAAUGUGAAGGCCAGUACGCAGAGCAGCGCAGAAAAAGCUCAAGCGGAAACUGCAUCACUCAUUAAAGAAACCGAACAGAACCUACAGACUGAUGCUGGCAAAAUUUUGGUCGGCGUCAAUACGCAGGCUGAAUUACUACAGAAAUUCUACGACGAAAUGAAYACCAGCUACAGUCAGUUAAAUGAGGGACUUGAAAUUUUCAGCAAAUUCAAUAAUAUUCUCAUGGCAAACUCGGAGUAUGUCUUGGACACACAACGUAAAGUCGAAUUCGGCACUUUGCAGACAGUACAAAAGAUCAACGAUAUAAUUGACAAGCAACGUGAGGAGAUUGUCGAUUUGCUGAAGACACGUUUCGACGCCGUCGACGAGAAUGUCAUCAACACUCAGCUGGAGACAAUGCAAAAUCUUAGCUCCACAAUUGAAACGGAAAUCAGUCACGUUUGGCGGCAAAUUUCCAUUAUGAAUGGCGAGAUUAGCGAAAAUAGAGAUUUACUGACCCUAAUGCAAGGACGUAAUGAGGUCUUUGUCAAUAGCACAUUCCUCAGCAUGGCUACUAUGGGCAAUAAGGUGGAGGAUAUCAAGGACCGCAUGYUGGAUAUGGAUACAAAUUUGAAUUAUCUGUUGGGCAAAUUGUCGGUGAUGUCACAGGAAUUCGGUGCCAUCAAACAGGGRCUCGCCGAUUCGUUAGAGCAGCUGCGMAAUACCUUCCAUGUGAUGCAAGAGAAACUGCCUCCUUCGGGUCCCGGACCGCAUAAUAUUGCCAAAAAUGAAUACGAAACAGAAUUGAAUUUACUGAAUAAACGUCAUGCYGCUGUCACAACGCAAUGAAUGGA
This is a messenger RNA of Bactrocera latifrons, 1904 nucleotides long. RefSeq lists its product as uncharacterized. The record is from RefSeq and is a predicted model, not a curated record. The transcript is spliced from 5 exons. NCBI's taxonomy places the organism in Eukaryota, Metazoa, Arthropoda, Insecta, Diptera, Tephritidae. Gene Ontology annotation, cellular component: plasma membrane. The coding region runs from base 235 to 1899 and encodes 554 amino acids.